AUACAGUAAACUGCGGACCAAAUGAUACAGCGAGGUGCGUUUAAUUGGGCAGGUGUCCCAUGCAUGUCAGCACUUUAACAGACAUAAAAUGCACAUGUAAUGCUGCCUGCAUGCAAUGACGGACACAAGUACGAAGAGCACAAUUUCCGCAGAUCCGCGAUCGGAAACACACGCCAUGCGUUUAUUUACUAGGAAGUCAUAUACCCAACUGACUAUCACGAGACUGAGACUGAUCAUUAUUUACGCAUUGUUUUUAUUUCCUCAUUUUAUAAACACACAAUGGGUUGCUGCUCAAAUAACGAUGAAGAAAGACCUGUUUUAAAUGUCCUGCAAGACGAAUUUCGGCGUGGACGUAAAGCCGAAGAUUUCCAAAAUCAUAAAGUAUUCAAACAAAUUCUUAAACAUAUUUGUGCGACACUGUGCUUGUACAAACCUUUUGGAUGGGGCUUGAUUGUGAGUGUCUUCGUGGCAUUGAGCUGCAUAUUUCAAGUCGUUUACGUCUUGGCUGUGGCGAGAGGCUGCCCGAAUUUUCACUGUGGAUCACCAGAGAAACUGGUUGAGAGACUCUUCAACGAAACCUAUGGUGCUUCAUUUGAAAAGGCAUCGAAUACCUUACGCGCUCUGUUGUCGAUUAGUGGAUUGUUUUCGUAUAACCUCUUACUGAUAUCAUUAUUGAUAAUGCAUCGCAGAAAACGACAAGGAAAGCAAAAAGCAAUUAGCCCGUCAGAUGCUCUAUUUAAUGAUUUAUCAAACACACAAGUUAAAUAUAUUUUCCUUUCUCAAACUGCAAUGAUAGUAUGUUUCCUAUCUUCCGUAGUGAUUGUAUAUUUUCAAAUAACCACGCAGCCCAUGUCAGGAGGCUGGCAUCCUUAUUGGUUAUUCUUUGGUGGAACUUUGAUGUUCGUAGCGCAAUCGGCAGCUGUUACUGGAUGCCAAGCGUUUGCUAUUCCGUGCCUCGCAUUAGGGACUUUGGCAAACGAUACCGUAAGGAGGAUAAAAGAAAUAGGGAAAAAGAAGAAAAAAGGGAGGGAGAACUACGGAACUACAAGUAAAAAUACUUCAAUAUCUAAUGCAAAAAAAGUUGGGGAAAAAGGAGACCCGGAAAGUGGCCCAAGUGCUAAGAAUGUCGUACGUUGUACAAAUGACCUUGAUAUCGCUUUUGAAUAUCAUGAAGAACUCUGCGCCAUCGUAUCUGGGACUGUUUCAGCAUACUGUCCAUGGUUCGUGAUGCACUGGCUUUGUUACGGAGCAACCUUCCUAAUUGAGAUCAUCUUUAUAUCUGAAUUAGAACUAAGUUUCUUCAGAAAUCCCCUACAACUUGUUUCCACCACUGUAGCGCUCGUAUGGGUUUUGUAUUUGUUGAUGUUGCCAUGUAUAUGCGCGACCUACAUAACAGAUACGUGUGGAGGAAUCGCUGCCCGUGUCAAUGGAACUACAUUUAAAGACUGGCACGAAGAUCAUCCAUUUAGGGACCGUGCCAAAUUGAUAAUGUUUACAACCUAUGCGAAAGACAGACAGUGUGUUUUUAAAGUCGGUAGGCUAACAUUCACGCCGACACUGGCAUGGAUUUCACUUCUCCUUGGAUCGACUGGAAUCCUCUUCCAUUUCUUUAGUUAAGUUGUUUGUGAAUGUGUACACUAUAUAGCCUUACACUAUAGUCACAAUUAAAGCCCAUUACCAGGGAAAGAAAUAGCGGACGAUUUCAUAAUUUUAUUUAGUCAAAAUCAUGUAGUAAAUUAAUGCUCUGGCCCACUUAAAGCUUUAUUUUGGAACGAAUCGAAUCCGGGAAUUUUCGAAAAAGUCUAUAACGUUUAUUACUACGUCAGUUCUCUGCUCAUGACUUCAGUUUUUCGUCUCACUCUUGUCCUGAUAUGUUGUAUACAACUAUAGUUCAAUGCGCCAUUGAGACGCAUUGAUAUUCUUUGAGGCUACAUGCCAACGAGGCAACGACAACCACCAGUACGAAUAAGUCCCCCUGCAAGUUAAGCACUCGCCACAUGCAUUACACGCGCCAACUAUUUCAACUAGCAGAUUCAACCUGCAUGGACGGUGCUCCUAUAUUUCACAGUAACCGUAAUUCUACCAUAAUUUUUUCUGCAUAUAUGCAUGAAGAGAACUAUUUUAAAAUCAAUUGGAUGUUGAAAACUUAUGUACCCAUGCGACCAGUUAUUCUAAUUUAGAAUAACUGGUCAGUAAUCUCUCGUUUCAAAUCCGAACCGUAAACUUGCUAAAUUGUAUAGCCACCUUGUCCUUGAGUCUUGACAUGAGGGAACCUUCAUUGAUUAAAAAAACAACCGUAAAUUUACAGUAAAAUGUUUUAGCUCAAAUAGAGCACUCUUUAAUACUGGCCAUGUGUGGCCUGCAUGUUUCAAGAAAACGAAUUUUUAAGAUUAAUUUUUACGAAUGUAUUAACGUAUAAUCGUUAAAAGCUUUCUAUAUAUUUUACCAAAUGUAAAAAUUAUUAGACCUUUCCGCACGCGGUGCGUGAGUUUUGCGUGGAAAGAUUUGAUUGCCUAAUUUGGAGCGCGGAAAAAGUUCGGACAAGCAAAACAUUGAAAACAAUAUAUUUACAAGCCUAACAAUGGAUAUCACGACAAUAACAGAUGAAACCUUGGACAAUAUGAAGCAUGUGUAUAAUCUGAGAAACUUUCGCCGCGUGCGGAAAGGUUUGCGAUGUAUCUAAUUCUAUUUUAUAAAAUAUAAAAAAAAUUAAAUUGAGAACAG
This is a messenger RNA of Dendronephthya gigantea, 2724 nucleotides long. RefSeq lists its product as uncharacterized. The transcript has 3 exons. Bases 280 to 1617 code for a protein of 445 amino acids. The record is from RefSeq and is a predicted model, not a curated record. NCBI's taxonomy places the organism in Eukaryota, Metazoa, Cnidaria, Anthozoa, Malacalcyonacea, Nephtheidae.